AGACUGGUUCCGCGACAGCAUUACAACGAUAUAGAUCCCGUAUGCACAGGGAACAGGUCCAAAAUAUUUAGCAUCGGGGAAAACACGGAAAAUCGUGCAAAAUGAACACCGUUUUAUCGCGAGCUAACACAAUUUUCGCCUUUACGCUCAGCGUACUGGCAGCCUUGACGUUUUGCUGCUUUCUGACGACAGCCUUCGAUAGCAAUAUUGCCCCAUUUUACGUGGAAACAGCAAAACAUCUGGUGAAGAACACCUACACUCAGCAUGGAGAGAAGGUCGACCGAGGCCAUAUAACCUUUGACCUGACCUCUGACCUUGAUCCAUUAUUCAGUUGGAACACCAAGCAGCUAUUUAUUUACCUCAUGGUGGAAUACAAAACACCACAAAAUAAACUAAACCAGGUGGUGCUAUGGGAUAAGAUCAUCGUGCGAGGUGGCAAAGCGAAUCUGGACCUCAAAAAUAUGAACCUGAAAUAUCCCUUUUAUGAUGAUGGCAACGGUUUAAAAGGUCAUGAAAACAUCACAAUGACGCUGAAUUGGAAUGUCGUUCCUGGCGCAGGGUUGCUACCGAGGAUAGCUGGCGAUGGCAGACAUGUCUUUACAUUCCCCAACGAAUACAGUACAAAGAGAAUAUAGGGAACCGCUAGCACCUUAAAUUGUGCCUAAUUUUUAAAAUACAGGGUGGUGCAAAAAGAAGGAACCCACUUUUGACAGGGAU
Patiria miniata (bat star) is the source of this 717-nucleotide messenger RNA. It is a transcript of the gene spcs3, whose product is annotated as signal peptidase complex subunit 3-like. The record is from RefSeq and is a predicted model, not a curated record. NCBI's taxonomy places the organism in Eukaryota, Metazoa, Echinodermata, Asteroidea, Valvatida, Asterinidae. Bases 102 to 635 code for a protein of 177 amino acids. Gene Ontology annotation, cellular component: membrane; signal peptidase complex. The transcript is spliced from 4 exons. Gene Ontology annotation, biological process: protein targeting to ER.